AUGGGCGUCAUCGAUUCAGUCAAAUCUGCUCUGCACAGCGACAGCAAGUCCACUGGAACAAAUGCUUCCUCUGCCAACUCCAACAGCACCUCCGGGCUCAAGGACUCGGCAAAUUCAGGUUCACAUUCCGCCAACUCUGGAACGACCAGGGGCAGCGCCCUAUCAUCUGACGAGCCCAGCUCCACGACGACGGGCGCCUCUCGCAUGGCCAAGUCGUCCAACACGAAGCACCAAUCCGGCAAAGUGCCCAUGGACAGCGAAGGCCGUCUUGCCGAGAAUUCUGGCAAGGGCCAUACUUUCACCGAUGACGAGCGCACGAUCGACGGAUCCCAGGCAGAGUCGCACUCCCACCAGAUGCUCGCACACAAGACGCACGAGAACAUCAAGCAGCACGAGGUAGAAGAAGUCACGCGCGAGCGCCAGCACGACCGUCACAUCCACCACGUUCAGCACACGACUCAGCCCAUCUAUGACGAGCGUAACAAUGCCGAGCAACACGAGAGACGCUCUGUGCCUGUCACGCAGAUCAAGGAGGGACAUGCUACUGCCGAUGCCGACAAGGCCGCCUUUGCAGCGCAAGUGGGACAGCACUCUGACAGGACUACUCAUUCUGGUAAAGACCGUCAGGUCAUCGACAAGGGCGAGCGUCUCACCGAGAACACCCACCAUCACGUUCACAACGUCGUUCAGCCGAUCAUCGAGCGUGACGUCCACCAAAACACGCGGAUCCACACGACCAUUCCAGUAUCCCAAGAGACACACGAAGCCCCAAUUGUUCACCAGUCGCAGGAUCUCAAGCCCAUCUCUAUGAGCCAGUUCAAGUCUCAGGGCAACGAGCUCGGCAAGGGCAUGAAGCCCGAAGCGGCCGGUUCGAGCGUACUCGAUGCCGCUUCGUGCGAGCGCACCGUCGCUGGCAACGGCGAAGCGGAAGCCCAAAAGCUCCUCGGCCAUGGCACUCGUCUUGCCUAA
Mixia osmundae IAM 14324 is the source of this 969-nucleotide messenger RNA. RefSeq lists its product as uncharacterized. The transcript has a single exon. Bases 1 to 969 code for a protein of 322 amino acids. The record is from RefSeq and is a predicted model, not a curated record. NCBI's taxonomy places the organism in Eukaryota, Fungi, Basidiomycota, Mixiomycetes, Mixiales, Mixiaceae.